UCCCCUCACACACCACCCAAAACAGAAUGAGUGACAUUGAAGACUAUGGCCGAAGGGUCGGGAGGUCAGCAUCAAAGUCACGGAGCGGGAGCCCCGAUGAACUUAGAAAGUCCGAACACCAGUCUGCUUCUCGAUCUCCUUCAAGGGCAUCGGACCUGUCGGGGUCACGGAUUCCACACUCGCGGUCUAGAUCAAGAUCCAGGGCAAGGUCGUACUGUCGACACCGAUCUCACAGGCACUAUUCACGAUCCAGAUCACGUUCUCGGUCGUACAGAAGAAGAUCCAGGAGCCGAUCGUAUUCACCCGACUACAGGCGUAGGAGAAGCUACAGCCGUUCUCCUAUGUCAAACCGACGCAGACAUGUCGGAAACCGGGCAAACCCAGACCCUAAUAGUUGCCUGGGAGUGUUUGGUUUGAGCUUGUACACUACAGAACGGGAUCUCCGUGAUGUGUUCUCGCAUUAUGGACCACUUGCAUCAAUCAAUGUUGUGUACGAUCAGCGAACGGGACGAUCAAGAGGUUUCGGUUUUGUCUACUUUGAGAAUGUUGAAGACUCGAAAGAAGCAAAGGAACGUGUUAAUGGGAUGGAACUUGGUGGCCGGCGCAUUCGGGUAGAUUACUCCAUUACAAAAAGAGCCCACACUCCAACUCCAGGAAUCUAUAUGGGCAGACCUACAACUGAUAGAAGCGACAGAUAUGAUGAGCGGGACUACAGCGGGCGAUACCGACGACGCUCACCUUCCCCCUAUUACAGCAGAUACAGAUCUCGGUCUAGAUCUCGUUCGUACACACCACGUCGGUACUGAGGCUCCAGGUUUAAACGAAUGAGAACCCUUUCAAACCUAUAGUGGAUGUUUGAAUUAAAGGAUAAUUCCUUGGCCGUUGUGAUUUUUUUUUUUAGUUUUAUUUUAAGCAAAUUCUAUGUACAGAAGUAGUCUUUUUUGUUUUCAGGAUGUUCUAGACUUCCAGUGCUUCAUUAAGGUUCCUGUGUUUUGGUACAUAAAGUACAUGGAUACCUCUUUUUAAUGGGGAAUCCAUACACUCACAUUACAUCAAAGUGUCAAAAUGCUCAACUUUGAAAUAUCAAGGCACGUGUACUUGUUUUGUGGACCAUGUAUUUGAUUAUGUAGUACUUUAUUAAGACGUCCAAUUGUAAAGCGGCAAUUGAGCAGUGAUGAUAUGCAAUAAAUUCUUAAAGCUGCAGGACUCGA
Molecule: messenger RNA, 1211 nt
Organism: Callorhinchus milii (elephant shark)
Lineage: Eukaryota; Metazoa; Chordata; Chondrichthyes; Chimaeriformes; Callorhinchidae
Product: transformer-2 protein homolog alpha-like
Exons: 8
Coding region: 27-806 (259 amino acids)
Biological process (GO): positive regulation of mRNA splicing, via spliceosome
Cellular component (GO): spliceosomal complex
Molecular function (GO): RNA binding
Source: RefSeq, a predicted model, not a curated record